Messenger RNA from Klebsormidium nitens, 2180 nucleotides. NCBI's taxonomy places the organism in Eukaryota, Viridiplantae, Streptophyta, Klebsormidiophyceae, Klebsormidiales, Klebsormidiaceae. The record is from the annotation of a GenBank genome assembly.
UUGUAUUGGACGAUGUCCUUCGCCAUCCACUCUAAAAAAGAAGUCCGCAAAUCCAGCCCUUGAAACUUGAAGUUGAAACAGCUCUUGCGUCUUGGAACUGAAGUUUGAAGAGCACUUGCAAACGACUUCAACAGAGAGAAAGAGUGCGGCAAAUCUAGGGGGCAGCUGACGCCAAGAGAUAGUUGGUUUCAGGCAAGCCAUAAGCCUGGCGGGCUGCCUGGUUUAGAUAGUCGGAAGCGUACAGGCUGCCCCGUUGAGGGGCCAGUUCCUGGGGUGCAGCUGUAACCAUGGCGCUCUUCAUAUUGUACGAAUCAGCGUCCGGUUACGCCCUCUUCAAUGUGACUGCGCUGGACGAGAUUGGCCAGAAUGCUGCUGCAGUUCAGGACUCGGUGACUGAGCUCACGCGGUUCAGCAAAGUGGUGCACUUGGAGGCGUUUAAGCCCUUUGCAUCUGCGGCAGAUGCUCUCGAGCAGAUCAAUGCUGUCUCAGAAGGCAUCAUGACAUCGGACCUGCAAAACUUUUUGGAGAUGAACCUGCCCAAGGUGAAGCCUGGCAAGAAGGCCAAGUUCAGCCUGGGCGUGGGCGAGCCUAAGCUGGGGUCGUCCAUUUUUGAGGCCCUUAGCGUGCCGGUGCAGAGCAACGAGUUUGUGCUGGAGUUCAUCCGGGGGAUUAGGCUGCACUUUCAGCGCUUCGUCAAGGACCUCAAGGAGGGCGACAUUGAGAAGGCGCAGCUGGGGCUGUCUCACAGUUACUCGCGGUCCAAGGUCAAGUUCAACGUAAACCGUGUAGACAACAUGAUUAUCCAGAGCAUCUCCCUGCUGGACACGCUUGACAAGGACGUCAACACCUUCGUCAUGCGAGUCAGGGAGUGGUACUCAUGGCACUUCCCUGAGCUGGUGAAGAUUGUGAACGACAACUACCAGUACGCCAAGGUGGCCAAGUACAUCAAGGACAAGUCGCAGUUGUCGGACGACGCCGUCGAGUCGCUCACAGAGAUCAUUGGGGAUGAGGACAAGGCCAAGGAGGUCGUGGAGGCCGCCAAGGCGUCCAUGGGCCAGGACAUUUCCCCUGUGGACCUGAUCAACAUCGAGAACUUUGCGCAGCGCGUGAUCGAGCUGGUCGAGUACCGCAAGGAGCUGCACGCAUACCUCGUCUCCAAGAUGAACGACGUUGCGCCGAACCUGGCGGCGCUCAUCGGAGAGAUGGUCGGGGCGCGUCUCAUUUCGCACGCGGGGAGUCUGACCAACCUGGCCAAGUACCCGGCUUCCACUGUGCAGAUUCUGGGGGCGGAGAAGGCGCUCUUCAGAGCCUUGAAGACGAAGGGCAACACGCCGAAGUACGGGCUGAUCUUCCACUCGUCCUUCAUUGGGAGGGCGACCGCGCGCAACAAGGGCAGGAUAUCGCGGUAUCUUGCCAACAAGUGCUCCAUUGCCUCCAGGAUAGACUGCUUCCAAGAGGAGAGCACGUCGGCAUUUGGCGUCAAGUUGCGGGAACAGGUGGAGGAGCGGCUCGAGUUCUAUGACAAGGGCAUCGCGCCCCGUAAGAACAUUGACGUCAUGCACGCCGUCAUCAAGGAGCUGCACACGGCUAACGGGGACGCCGCUGAAGCAGGCACCUCGGAGAAGAAAAAGAAGAAGAAGAAGAAGGGGGUGGCGGUAGAGGAAACGGCGACGCCGGCAGAGGAGCCGGAGCAAGCUGCAGCGGACGCCGACGGGGAGAAGAAGAAAAAGAAGAAGAGGGAAGCAGCUGCGGAGGAGGAGGUUGUAUUCGACGAGCCGUCGACCAAGAAAAAGAAGAAGAAAGCUGCGGCGGAGGAUGGGGGCGCGCAACCCGCAGAGGAGCCGCCAAAGAAAAAGAAAAAGAAGUCCAAGGAAGACCAAUAGGAGCAGGUCCUAAUGCUUGUUCAGAAUCCUCAUUCUUUGUAUUGACCUCGUGCUCCUUGGAGAUUGUUAUCUAUCAAGCAAACAUGCAUCCGAUAUCCAGUGAUUGCCACUUUCUGAAUACCUUGAAAGUAAGCGUCUGGCUGCAGAUGUCGGUCAUGUUCUGGAUCUGAUUGAGGGGAAAGCGAGCGCAAUCUGACCGGAGCACAAGAAUCCGGAAAACGACAAGCUGGCCCAGAUUCGUUCGUUUCUUGUGUCUUUAUAAUGCGCCUGCGAGCGUAAUGCGAUGGUAUUUUGGCG